Molecule: messenger RNA, 362 nt
Organism: Acanthoscelides obtectus
Lineage: Eukaryota; Metazoa; Arthropoda; Insecta; Coleoptera; Chrysomelidae
Source: the annotation of a GenBank genome assembly
AUGAAGCAUUUUAUUUGGUAUAAAUCUGUACCGGUCCGGUGUAUCAGGCUUCCGCAAGGACCCAAUUCCCGCAUAAAAACAAUCACUAACUCUGGGAGAGCGAGUCAGCCUUGGGAACUUACAUGUCCAAUCGCAAGAACGUAUCAACUAUGGGAGACAAGCUGCAAAAAGGGGAAUCUCAAUUCAGAUGCACUUCUUCGGGAUUACUUUAUGUAAAGUGGCAGGACACAACGGAAGUUUUGCUGUUGAGUAACUGUCAUAAGCCCAAUGUGACAACAAUUAUCAAAAAAAGCAAAACCGGUGAACAACAAAAUAUCCAAUGUCCAGAGGCCAUAUCUUUUUACAGAAAAAAAAUUCAAGGG